Molecule: messenger RNA, 1529 nt
Organism: Xyrauchen texanus (razorback sucker)
Lineage: Eukaryota; Metazoa; Chordata; Actinopteri; Cypriniformes; Catostomidae
Gene: lactb2
Product: lactamase, beta 2
Exons: 7
Coding region: 119-988 (289 amino acids)
Cellular component (GO): mitochondrial matrix
Molecular function (GO): single-stranded RNA binding; RNA endonuclease activity
Source: RefSeq, a predicted model, not a curated record
GGAAGUCUGAGCCUAAAGUGCUGUCAGUCAGUCAGUCGCAGCCAGCACUUUUUAUUUUUAUAUUUUUUACGUGUCAUUAAAAGUUCACGCUGGGUCGGUCGGGCUCUUCUUGGAGACAAUGUCCACGGUGAUUCCUCGUAUCGAGCAGCUUUCAUCUAGAGUGGUGCGUAUUCUGGGCUGUAACCCGGGACCCAUGACACUGCAGGGCACCAACACAUACUUGGUCGGGACUGGCAAAAGGCGAGUGUUAAUUGAUGCAGGUGAGCCCGCGAUACCAGAGUACAUUGCCAAUCUGCGCGAGGUACUGAAGCAGCACGAGACAUCUAUACAGCACAUUCUGAUAACACACUGGCAUUAUGACCACACUGGAGGAGUACAGGACAUACUCUCAAACGUUCACGCAGAUGCUGACCUGACGGUAAGUAAGCUUCCCCGAUCUCCUCCACAAGAAGAAGGUAUUGGAGAGGAGAAGAAGAAAUAUUCAUAUCUCAGUGAUGGUGAUGUGAUAAAGACAGAAGGGGCAACGUUACGGGUGUUGUUUACUCCCGGUCAUACAGAUGAUCACAUGGCAUUAUUACUGGAGGAAGAGCAAGCCGUGUUUUCAGGUGACUGUAUUCUGGGAGAGGGAACUGCUGUGUUUGAGGACCUCCAUGAUUACAUGAAGUCACUGCAGAAGCUACUCCACGUGAAGGCUGAUUUAAUAUAUCCAGGUCAUGGGCCAGUUGUCCAGAAUGCCGGCUCUAAGAUCUGUGAGUACAUAACUCACCGGAAUGCAAGAGAACAGCAGAUCCUACAGGUGCUACAGGAGAACAGUGGAACUGUGUUCACAUCCAGCCAACUGGUUAAAGUGGUUUACAAGGAGACUCCUGAACAUCUACACAGAGCAGCAGAGGUUAACUUGCUGCACCAUUUAAAGAAACUCUACAAGGAAGGAAAGAUUUGCUUUGCUGAAGACUCAAGUGGAAAAAAGUGGAAGAGUAAUUUGUGAUUUUUACCCAGAGCACAUAUCACCAUCAGUGUUUAAAAAAAGGUUCACACAGGACUUUGGUGAUGUUUAUUUUGUUUUGUGGAUGUUUAUUUUUUUCGUGGAAACACUUGCUCAUAAUAUUAAUCUACAUACAGCGGUGUCAUCAUUUAAUCAUUAAAACUGGAUGAACACAUUUCCACUUUAAGAAAUGUAUUUGUUGCCUGUUAUAUAUUUCAGGAUAAUCAUUAAACCUACUUUCUAAAGUCCCUUGUAGACCUAUUUUGUUCAAAUAACAUAUAUAUAAUUCAUUAAAUUUAUUUAAACACUCUUUCACUUCAUCUGCAUACUUUGUCAAGUACACAGCACAAUCUUUGUUUUUGAAGGCAUUAGCAAACUGCAAAUCAAACACAUUAUGUGCUAAUUAGUGUGGGACGCACAUAGACCUCAACACUUGACACACACCAGUAAUGGUGACAAUCAACAAACAUUAUUAAGUAAAAAGAUGAGCUCUGAAUAUCAUUACACAACUAUUAACUAACAGUGAUGACAAAAACAACAGCAC